Thyridium curvatum is the source of this 1437-nucleotide messenger RNA. RefSeq lists its product as uncharacterized. Lineage: Eukaryota; Fungi; Ascomycota; Sordariomycetes; Thyridiales; Thyridiaceae. The record is from RefSeq and is a predicted model, not a curated record. Bases 1 to 1437 code for a protein of 478 amino acids. The transcript is spliced from 4 exons.
AUGGAUGAUUACAUGUUUCAAUUCCAUGUGCGCAGCUGUAAAAACGUCGAAGAGAAAACGAGCUAUCUCGAAAUAUUCAACUAUUCGGAUGCCUCCCUGAACUCGAUAGAGGAACAUCCAUUGACCGACGAUGAGUUCGAGAAUUUCCUACACCGGAGGGGCGCCUUUGAGCCUCCCAAGCUUAAGGAAGGGGUCGAGCUCCUGAAUGGCAUGAGGCUCAUUCUUCAGAAGAACGCCAACCAUCCGGAAACGUUCACACGGCAGUACAUAUCUUUCACAGCGGCCCAGUACGAGUCGAUGAUACGGACGCUGAAGCUGCCGUUCCGCGCAGUCGAGGGCACUGCCGUCGUCGGCCCCUUCUUCUGGUGCGCCUACGACCAGGACGACGCGGACCCGCACCUUCAGAUCGUCUACCGCAAGUCCGAUGUCCGCAAGAAGGGCAAGACGCGCGGCUGGGAGCUCAUGCUGUCCCACUCGUACAACACGGGCAUCACGACGGGCUACGCCAAGGGCACCGAGUCCUCCGACCUGGUCGCCGCGGUGACGCACCUGCAGGCCUGCGCGCGCCAGGUGGCCCACCCCUUCCUGCUGCCCGUCAUCAUCUUGUCGCACGACCUGAGCCCCAAGAACGACCAGAAACAGCGCGACGCGCGCGAGUGGCUUAGGAAGCUCGAGCACGCCGUCAGCAUGCGCAACGAGAUCGUCGAGGACGAGGGGUACGUCAAGGACGCCAGCUUUGACCUGGACCAGAUCAACCGCGACCUGGUCGAGUGCCACUCGCAGGUCCUCUGGAAGCGGCCGCAGGCCUACCAGGAGAUCGUGGCCGAGAUCAGGAAGGGGAUGGGCAGGUUCAUGAACAAGCUCCCGCACGCGCGCAGGGAGGCCGAGCUGGACAAGCUCCACCGGAGCAUGCUGAGCAGGCUCGACUUUUACGUCGCCAAGCUGAAGGGCAUCGAGCACUACGCGGCGACGACCCUGGCGCGGCUGGACAUCCAGCGCAGCGCACUGUACAACAUCAUCGCGCAGAAGGAGUCCAAGCUCAACCUCGAGAUGGCCGGCCAGCAGCGGCGCCUGGCCCACGCCUCCAAGCGGGACAGCACGAGCAUGAAGACGCUGUCAUUCCUCGGCACCAUCUUCCUGCCCGCGACGUUUCUGGCCUCGGUCUUCUCCAUGACCUUCUUCAACUUCCAGGACAAGGACCGGGCCGUGGCGCCGACGCUGUGGGUCUACUUCGCCAUCACCAUCCCCCUGACGCUCAUCAUCGUCGUCUCGUGGCGCUAUUGGGACAGGAAGCGCGAGAAGGCCUUUGCGGACGAGGACUUGGACUUGGAGUCCGGCAUUGACAAGCUCGAGGCGCAGAUCAUGGCCAGCAUGCGGAAGAGGACGAUGAGCAAGGUGAGGACCUGGGCUGGGGUGCCCCUGAACAAGAUGGAGUAA